AUGUCCACCAAUGACGCUGACGGCCACACAGGGUCAGAGAACGCAAAAUCUCUUUCGUUUGGACAAGUCAUCGGCGUGACGGACAACGGUGUACCUGUUUUCUCCAACGGUGACAAGGCAUUUUGCAGCAAUGAGAUAUCUGUUGCCCCAAAUGCGAAGCAUAUCGGCAUUGUACACCCCGUAGUGAUCACGAACGCGUAUGAAAAACUUGGGUACAAAUGGCUGGCUCUGGAGUUUGCGCGGCGAUAUUUAGCCAUGACAAAAGGCCUUUGGCUCGCUUCUGUACCAACAGCAGAGGAGUUGUGGGAUGCUGAUGAUGUGGUGACCGAGAUACCGAGCGGCGUGCCUGUGACCGUCAGUCGUGAGAAGAAUGGGGCAACCACAAAUAUGCCAUCCGCUGGCGACCUAUUCGUAUGGGGCCGCUCAGCGACGAUGCCCUUUGGGCACCUGGGCGUUGUGACUCAUAGUUCUAACAGCUGGGUUCGUAUUGCCGAGCAGAACAAUGCGUUCGAACGCUGGCCUGCUGGGGAAAACUACAGUCGCCAGAUUGAGCGGAGAGUGAGGGACGACGGGAUUGUUGAGUUUGUCGAUGAGGACCAGUUGCUUGGUUGGAUAAAUAUUCAGGUACCAGCAUACGACUUUAAUCGUGGUGACCUCCCUGACAACUAUCGACACAUACUCAGCUCUGGUCACAUUGCCAGAUAUCACGUGGAGCGUGAAGUUACAUUGCCGUGGGUAAACACCGCCGAACGUUGCGACUUCUUUCUUAAGAGGUCUUUGACGAUAGAUGGGAAUAUGGGAGAUAAUGCCAUGGCCCAAGAAAAAGACGUACCUGACGGAUACUACCUCAUGGACUAUGACAUGUGGAGCCGCUUUCGAUACGCAGCAAAUUCGUUACAUGAGGUUGCAAUGGAGGCCACGCGUCGCAUUCUCAACGAUCCCGAUUCAGAAACACUUCUUAUACAUUACUUCGGUGUUCCAAAAGAGUUACAUCAGCAGCUACACAAAUGCUUUAAAACCACUCCCUCAAUGUGCGGUCGCUUUGACUUUGGCUACAAUGGCAAGGACGUCAUUAUGCUGGAAUACAACUGUGACUCAUCGGCUGCUAUGCUAGAAUGCGGUGACACUCAGGAAAAAAUGGCACGCCACUACGGAUUGAAUAUAGGUACAUCCACGGGCUCCUUUCUCUUUACAAAGAUUGUGAAUUACUUCAAAUGUUUGCUUCAAGACGAGUACCUCUGCCCAUCACACGAGUUGAUCCACUUUAUGAUUGAUGAUAACGAUGAGGAGAGAUAUACCGCGCUGUACGCAAUGAAUGCAGCAGAAACGGCUGGGUUCCGCACCAAGCUGUGCGUUAAGCUCACAGACUUCCGUUACGCGGCGUCAAGCACCUCGUCUGUCUCAUCCCCACACGAAACAGAUCAUCCAACGAUUGUUGAUCUUGAGAACGAGGAGGUUCUUUUAGUUUGGAAAACCUGGGCGUGGGACACGGUGUUACACCAGUACGCCGAGCAACAUGUACAAGAGGGAAUCCGUUUUUUGUCAAAGCCGUCACUCUCUGACAUUCUGUUGAACGAGCGAAUACGCGUUUUGGAGCCCUUCUGGAAGGCUGUGACGGGAAGCAAGGCCAUUCUUCCUUUCAUGCACGCUGUGGCGCCGCGCCACCCAAAUAUGGUUCCUGCCAGCUUUCAGCGGACGAAGGAGAUAAUAUCGGGUCACUAUCUUUCGAAACCGGUGAACGGCCGUGCAGGGCAGAACAUAUUGAUGUAUGAUCCCGAAACGGAUAAAGACGUCUUGGCUGCUGCGCCAUCAACCGAUGAGGCGCCAGCGCUCUCUCGCUCCGUGUCUAUUCAUUUAUUCGAUGACACACCUGCAAACCUGGGUUGCACGUCUUUGGAUGAAGGUAACGAGAGUUCGACAGGGAGGUUCUUUGAAUCUGCUGUUGUUUACCAAAGCCGUAUCUUCCUCUCCAGGUACGAGCAGAAGUACUUCCCUAUAUUUUGCGGCUGGUCGGUGGGAGGGGAGUUUGGGGGUAUCGUGGUGCGAGAGGACACCUCAAAGAUCACAAAGCUCGCCAGUCUCGUUGUGCCCGCCCGUGUGGUGCGGGAGCACACGCCGCUGAGGGCCGCGCGCAGUGGCGCUGAGAACGGGGAGGCGCAGCUCGUGUAUGACAAGCAAACCAAAAACAAACUUGCAUGA
Molecule: messenger RNA, 2199 nt
Organism: Trypanosoma grayi
Lineage: Eukaryota; Euglenozoa; Kinetoplastea; Trypanosomatida; Trypanosomatidae
Product: putative trypanothione synthetase
Exons: 1
Coding region: 1-2199 (732 amino acids)
Molecular function (GO): ligase activity
Source: RefSeq, a predicted model, not a curated record